AUGCAAUCUAUAAAAGUGGUAAAUAAUAAUAAAAAAACAAGUGCUCUUUUAAUCCCAAAAAAUGAAUGGACACGACUUAAAAAGAUUUUAACCAAAAAGGACGAGGAUAAAGCUGCAAUUGAGAAGAGAAAACAAUUAAAAGACGAACGGUAUGCUACAUCCAAAGCUAUGUCUGAAUCAUGGGCCACCACUAUAUUGAAUAAACGAAAGAAAGGACAUGAAGACAAACUAAAGUUAUUAGCAUUUAGAGAAGCCAGACAACACGAAAAAGACGAAAUUUUAAAACAYAAGAUUUUGAAGCGCAGAAAUGCCAUUGUAGAAAAGGCACUUUUGAAGAAAUGGUUGGAUAGGGAUUCGACAAAAGCGUUGACCAGGGUAAUGCACGAGAUGGAGGUGUUCAGAGAGAGAUCUAUGCAAAUUAAAUUCAAUGAGGCGCAGAAAGCAAAGGAAUUGGAAGCAGAUUGUUUGUUAAAAAUAGAACAAAAUUUAGAUGCUGAACGGUACAAGGCAGAUCGGUGGGAACAAAAAUUGAAACAAGCUGAAACAAAAAAAGCUUAUGCUGCUGUGUUACUAAAUGAAUUGAAAGAACGAGAGACUAUAAAGAGUGACAAUGAUGUUAAAUUAAGAGAAGAAGGUAAAGCUGAAUUACAAAGAAUCGCAAAUGAAAUAGCGGAAGAUAUAAAGAAUAAAAAUGCUAAAACUCUAGCAACGAGAGAGAAUUUAAUAAACCACAUAAGUGAAAGUAGAAAAAUCAUGGCUGAAAACAUUAAGCGGCGUCAAUUAGAAGAUGAAAAAGAAAAUGUAUUGACAUCGAUAAUGGCUGAAGUAAAAAAAGAAAUGGCUAAAAAAAGAAAACUGAAAGAAAUAGAAAUUUUAAAAGAGAAACAAUUAUUAUCAAAAAAAGUGGUUAAACCAAUUACAAACACUAAUCAAGAUAAAGAAGACAUUGCAUUUCAGAACGCAAUUAAAGAAAAAGAGAAAAAAUAUCAAGAAGAAGAACUUAAAAAAAAUGUAUGGAUGAAAAAGAGAAAAGAAGAUUUCGAGAAAAAUAAGAAAAUUUUGGAUGAAGAAAAUAGAAAGGAAAAGGAACGUUUGACACUGAGUUAUCAGUGGGAAAUGGAAAGGAACCUAAGAGAGACUGAGAUGUUACGCAAGCUCGAAACUUCACGUAAUCAGGCAAAGACCAGAGAAAUCAACCGCUUUAGAGAGAAUCUCAACAAACAACGAGAUAACAAUAUAGCAGCUACUAGAGCUAACAAACGAGUAGAUAUUGAAGAAUAUAAUGCUCAAUUAAAACUAUGGCGACAGCAGGACGAGGAACUUAUGGCCUACGGUAAAAAUAUGAUAACUAAAUAUAAAAAAGAUGGAAUAUCUGUCAUACCACUCAUAAAAGCAAUGGAGGACUACAAGAAAAACAACUAA
This is a messenger RNA of Diuraphis noxia (Russian wheat aphid), 1422 nucleotides long. RefSeq lists its product as uncharacterized. The record is from RefSeq and is a predicted model, not a curated record. Lineage: Eukaryota; Metazoa; Arthropoda; Insecta; Hemiptera; Aphididae.